Salmo salar (Atlantic salmon) is the source of this 2178-nucleotide messenger RNA. RefSeq names its product fibroblast growth factor receptor homolog 1. Gene Ontology annotation, cellular component: plasma membrane; signaling receptor complex. Gene Ontology annotation, biological process: positive regulation of kinase activity; positive regulation of cell migration; regulation of MAPK cascade. NCBI's taxonomy places the organism in Eukaryota, Metazoa, Chordata, Actinopteri, Salmoniformes, Salmonidae. The record is from RefSeq and is a predicted model, not a curated record. Gene Ontology annotation, molecular function: ATP binding; growth factor binding; vascular endothelial growth factor receptor activity.
AUAGAUCAUAUCAUUCGUAUUCAUUAUAUCCUUCACUGCCCAUAAUUGAUCUGAAAGAAAGGUCAUACGAUACGGAUAGUUCCUCCAACAUUUCGUGGACCUGGGUGUUCGUUGUAUAGAUGCUGUAAGUGUCUCUGUCAGUCAGACGGCUCGGUCUCGGCGUCAGGGGUUUUCGAAAACCACGGAAUGCUACUGUGCAUUUCCCCUCUCCGUGCAGUGUGCUUCUCGAGCAAACAAAAACCCCUCCUUCUGACUCCAAUAACACAGGAUAUGAUGUAUUCUAUUUCCUCUCAACGGGUGUCUUCUCUUCAAGGGGUCUCAGAGAAAAGCAGAUAGUAGGCUAUCACUGUUAUCUACAGAGAAUCAUUCUGUGAGUUACGUCUAGAGGACGUCCAGGUAUGUUGUUGGGCAGUGCCAGUUUAAAAAGUUAGUGCAGUGUGUUAUGAAACAGAUGUAUACUCACCAGGGACCCUUUUUGAGAGGACAGGUAGGGUUAGACAAGUAGGUAGGUGGCGGUCUCUGUUCUUUUACAAGGACUUCUGAAUCCUCACUGACAUGCUGUCUGCAUGAACAAGGAUGAGUGACUGGAUGACAUGACGGCCUCCAUGAACAAUUCAACCACCCAAUUCUCCAACAUGAAGUUGGACCUACCUCAUUACCUCCUCAUCGGGGUGUGUCUGCUCAUCAUCCUGGUUUUCAUAGUGCUGGGGACUCUGUGGCUGAAAAAGUAUCGUUCCCUGGAGAGGACCAUUCGGGACCUGCGAGGAGGAAGGCCUCUGGGAAAUGUACUUUCCACUCCAGACUCCCCGGUCCUCUCUCCUGCUUCCCUCAGCCCGCACCCCGUCACCUUGACAGAGAAGCUGGGGCAAGAGGACCCUGAGGAGCAGACAUCACUACAGAGAAACAAGAACAGGUCUGUCACUAACAGACUGCUUUGGAGGCCACCACAACAGGGUCCCCGCUUCACCAAGUCAGACCUCAGUCUGCUGCAGCUCAUCAAGGCAGGGAAGGAGGGAGUCUUCUACAAGGCCAGGAUGACACGGGGAACCUGCAAGGGACAUGGCAUGUUCACCUGCAAGAUCACCAAAGAGGGUGUGACCCCUAAGCGAAUGGAGAUGGAGGUAUCCAUUAUGAGGAAGCUGGUGCACCACAAGAACGUUCUCCAGCUGCUGGACUGGAACACCACUGAAGAACCCUAUGUGUUGAUCAUGGAGUUUGUGAGCAACGGAACCCUGCGGAGCUUCCUUCAGACCCACAGAGACAAACUGAUCUCUGACCCUGAGCUACAGAGCUUGUUCACCAUUGCAUCCUAUCACAUCGCACUGGCCAUGGAACACCUCCGAUCCAAAAUGGUGGUGCACUGUGACCUGGCCCUCAGGAAUAUCAUGGUAAGCAGGUUUCCCUGGGAGGUAAAGGUGUCAGAGUUUGGUCUGGCCAGAGACCUGACCCGCAUGAAGAGCCGCCGCAGCAGUCGCAGGAAACACCCACGGGAACGUGUGCCUCUACGCUGGUACCCCCCUGAGUACUUCAGAAUCAACUAUUACAGCUUCAAGGGGGACGUGUGGGCAUUUGGCAUCGUGCUGUGGGAGAUACAGACAUUUGGUACCUUACCAUACCAUGACCUGGAGACACCAGAGGCCGUCGUCUAUCACAUCUGUGCCGGUCACAAGAAUAAAGACCCCGAGGGCUGCAGGCCAGAGAUACUGCAGAUAAUGCGAGACUGCUGGAUGGAACCCUACACUUCCAGGCCCUCCUUCUCAGACAUAGUGAGAAUCCUGGAGGACAUCAUGGAGAAUGAUUCAGAUUAUGUGGAUGUGGAGAACUCAAGACUUCUGGCAACGAGAGAGACGGACAACCACGACUCAAAAAGCAUCAACCAUUUCUGAACUUAGCCGUUUUGAUCAGUCAAACAUCUAGACAUUGACAACUCGGCUUUGAGAUUUUUCACCUCUAUUAAACCAGGCAAGUCAGUUAAGAACAAAUUCUUAUUUACAAUGACAGCCUACCGGGGAACAGUGGGUUAACUGCCUUGUUCAGGGGCAGAACGACAGAUUUCUACCUUGUCAGCUCGGGGAUUCGAUCUUGCAACCUUUCAGUUACUAGUCUAAUGCUCUAACCACUAGGCUACCUGCCUCUAACCACGAGGCUACCUGCCUCUAACCACUAGGCCACCUGCCU